CAAGAGGGCACUACUUCCUCGUAGCCCUCACAAUCAAAACAUUAUUUGUGCGCAAUGGGUGAGUCUGCAUCCUCGAAUGGACAUUUUCUAAUCUAACGCUUGGCGCACAUCGUCGGGAAGCUCCUCGCACAGCGUUCGUUGCACCAUGCUACAGCUGAACGACACGGUGGAGCCGGAGAGCCCGGGCGCUGCGGUUCUCCACCCCGCAGAAACCGAGGAGGGGGUCGAGGUUGCUUUCACGCCGCCGGAGGCCGGACGAAGCCUCGGACACGGAGCCUCCGUGGCCUGCUGCCCCCCGUUACAAACGCUGACACCUUUUCAUGUGCAUAACCCCACAGUGCAGGCGAAGGUGAAGGACUACUUCGUGUUCAGGCCAGGUACCAUUGAGCAGGCUGUGAGCGACAUCAGGACGGUGGCACUCCCUUCUGAGGAUGGAGAGGUGCUCAGUGUCUGGCUGCUGGCUGAAAUUGACCACUGGAACAAUGAGAAGGAGAGACUUGUGCUUAUAACUGACAGGUCACUGCUGGUGUGCAAGUACGACUUCAUCAACCUGUUGUGUCAGCAGGUCAUCAGGAUCUCUCUCAACGCUGUAGACACCAUCUCAGUGGGCGAGUUUGAGUUCCCACCUAAAUCCCUUAACAAGAGAGAAGGCUACGGGAUUCGUGUCCAGUGGGACAAACGUCCUCGGGCCUCAUUCUUUAACCGCUGGAACCCCUGGUCCACAGACAUGCCCUACGCCACCUUCACAGAGCACCCUAUGGCCCAUGCUGACGAGAAGGUGGCCUCCCUCUGCCAGUUGGACAACUUCAGGACCCAGCUGGUGCAGGCAGUGAAGAAAGCCCACAAGGAGCACCCCAUCCCCGGUCGGGCUAACGGUGUCCUGAUCCUGGAGAGACCGCUGCUCAUCGAGACCUAUCUAGGCAUCAUGUCCUUCAUCAACAAUGAGGCCAAGUUGGGCUACUCCAUGACCCGUGGCAAGAUCGGCUUCUAGAAGCCUCAGUUUGUCCAAAUUACAACGACAGAGUUCAACCCAUGUGUCUGUGUUACACUGCGCUGUCCGAGGGAAGCUGUCGCUCCACCACAGUGUGAUGUGCAACCAAUCAGUGUGUGUAAGUUGAACCCAUGAGAUGUCCACACCUCCUUAAGUUGGUGUCACAGACAAGUGGUCAGCCUAGCUGUAGGUAAAUGAUGUGCAGCACUGCAUGGACUGUCUACUUAUUUGUUUUUUUAGUCCCCCCCCAGUCCCUUUCUGCCAUACCCAAGUGGGCCCUCAGGAGUGAAAUCCCAUGAGAUACAACUUUGAGAGAAAGGACACAGCAGUUGCUUAAUCACCUUUGUACUUAUACUAGAUCGAGCUUCUUGUAGUCUCAUGCUCCUUGUUUAACCGCUUGCUGACAGACGGUAAAAACUAAUGUGAUGUUUAGAUUUUGGUAGAGGAGUUCUAACAUCAGGGUUGUUGUUUCAGGUUUAAAGGUGAGCUUUGUGUCAGCUUUUCUCUGCAUCAAAAAAAAAGAAAAGGCCAGAGAAAGGAGAGCCAUCAGACGGUAACAUCCGCCAAGAAUAUGUUGCGUAUUUGCUACAUUAAUAUGGUUUGAAAUGAAGGAUUGUGUUAUUCACAUCAUAGGACCAUAGGGUAGAAUGGUCUUGGAAUGGAACAGAAGCUGAUGGAUUGAGUUUAAUGGUCAUGUCACAUGAUUAUUGUAAUAAACGUUACUAAUAAGGAAACUGUUCCAGGAUCUGCACUGCUACACUGAAAAGCUCUAGGCUCAGCCGUGUUAUACUUGUGGAAAAUAACAGCUGGGUUUUUUUCUUUUCAGCCUUAAUGAAACUUGUUCAGUGGAAAUGAUAAAUGACAUGUUGUGACCUUCCUCUCCUACAGGCCAAUGUUGUGCUUUCCAUGCUUAUAUUUGCCCAAAUCACGUGUUUGAUCAGAGUAGGGAGCUGCUGUACCACUUGGAGAGGUGCAUUAGCUACUACAGAUAAAAUGGUCUUGUAUGUUACAGAUGUUUUACGCAACAUGAAGUUGUAAACCACAUCUUUAUGUUUGUUUGUAAGUUGCCUUCAUCGUUCUUUAACAUUUGUUUUUGGCAUAGAUUUGCACUCAGCUGCAUUAAACUGCAGCGAGAAUAAUGGAUGACUUAUAAAAUGAAAUACAAGCAAACAAAGCUUUGUAUUAGUUCAUUAACUACAUACUGUAUGUAUCUUGUGAAUAGGGUUUAGGUGAAAUUUCUUUCUCUUUUUUUUUUUUAGCUGCAACCUAUCAUACAUCAUUGUGCUACCAAAGGUUACAGACCAUAUUUUCAUGCUCAACAAUGCCAAUGAAUAAUUGUGUCCCAAAAUGCCUUUUUUUUUCUGGUCUUAACUUGUGCAUGUUCCCUGCACGUUGAGUUUGCAUGACUGAUGUUUUUUAAAGGAAUAUCCUAAAUGAAUUUGUAAAAAACAAAUUAGGUUUUAUUUAUCUGCAGUUACUUUGACGUGGUUAAAACAUGAAUGCUUCUAUAAAAUGAAUAUUUCAUUGCCAGUUCUUAAGUAUUUUAUUUAGGGAUUUUGAGAGAGAUUAACUCAUUAUUACAAACUUGUAGAGGGUUAUUUUUUGUUCUAGAUAUUUGUAGCACAGUAGCCACAAUAGAGAAUAAUAAAUGUCUACAUGUUCUUGUCAGAGCCUCAGCUCUGGUUGUUGUAAAAUUACAUUUACAUUAAGUUUUUACUGUCCAGGACUGCAACAGAGUGAUUAGGUUACAGUUGCAAGUGACUGCACACUUUGAUUUUUAUAAAUGGGACAACAUACAGUUGAUGCCUUGAAGCCAAGUAAUACAGUCCUAAUAUAUUUAGUCCUGCCUGUUAAUUUGUUGUUUGGAUAUUUACUUGUAUUUCAGUUUGGUCAUAGCGGGUAACAACUAUUAAAUUCUAUCAGUAAUUAUACAUAUUUGCAGAUUAAAGAUAAUGUCACUCAUGUCAUAAAGAACUGCUUUAAAGUUACACACU
Messenger RNA from Toxotes jaculatrix (banded archerfish), 2985 nucleotides. It is a transcript of the gene tprg1l, whose product is annotated as tumor protein p63 regulated 1-like. The coding region runs from base 146 to 991 and encodes 281 amino acids. NCBI's taxonomy places the organism in Eukaryota, Metazoa, Chordata, Actinopteri, Toxotidae. Gene Ontology annotation, cellular component: cytoplasm. The record is from RefSeq and is a predicted model, not a curated record. The transcript has 6 exons.